AUGUGAUACAUCUUUAUAUAGACUCAUUUGACUACAAAAGGAGCCUGCCAUUAAUUAUUAAAUCAAGUUAAUUACAGUGGUUCAUAAGCAAUAUUAGCCAUUUCAAACUCUACGUCUACUUUUUUAUGUGGAUUAGGUGCAAUGAUUGCGGCCAAUUAUAAUUUGAUGUGAAAGAACAAGAGGUCAAAGUUAGAUGUGCUAAUUGAACAAAACCUGCCUUUUGAAUACAAGAACGGAUUUGGAGAGUUGUUGCUGAUACAAAAGUCAUGUAUGAUGUAUGGUUUAAUUAAAAAAUUAUAAGAAAAUAAAUUAAAACUAUAUAAAUAAUCAGAGCCACAAUUAAAAAAAAAAAAAAUUACGAUGCAUAAUAUAUGUACAUAUAUUAAGUCACUUUUCAACAUAAAAUUAUGAGUACUUGAAAUUUUUGUUUAAUAGAAUUUGAGUUGAAAUAGAAUUUCUAAUGGGAUUUUGCAAUAGAGUUUUAACUUUAAUGUAAUCUAUUGGUAAUAGAAGAGGUUGUUUCCCAAUAGAGUUUUAACUUUAAUGCAAUCUAUUAAAAGUAUACAACUUAACGUUACCUUACCUCAAUUGAAUUCGUUCUCUUUAGCCAUUAUUAUCCUACUAUAAAUACUACCCUCAACCCCAACUUUUAAACCCCAUCAAAACCUGAAUUCCCUAUGCAAAAACAUGAAGUCCAAGUUGACUCUCAAAGAUUUUGAGGGUCUCAAAGAUUCCGAGAAUUUGAAAUAUGCUGCUCUAAAUUGUGUUUCACUUAAAAGACUGCUUGUGCUUUCAAGUGUUGCUGCUGAGAGAUAUGAAGAAGAAAAGCUUAAACGAGGUCUUUCUUCUAACGUCAUUGAGGGUUGUGCUUAACAGCCUAAACAAGAGAAAGAAAAGGCCUUGAGGAAACCCAUAGUUGAAAUAGGAAAAAUGUUUGGUUCUGCUACUCAAGUUCAUAAGAUCAAUACUAGACAAGACUAUGAUCGUGUGACAACAACAGAACAAGAAAAGCUCACUCUAAUGGGUUCUUCAUUCAAGAGUAUCACUAAGAGCUGUGAAACAAUUGUGUUGUCUAAACAAGAAAGAUUGUUGAGAGAUAAGGCUUUGAAGAAACCCAUGACUGACUCGUUGUUAUGCAAAGAAAAGGGUUUUGAGAGAGAAAAAUUAAUGGGUUCUACCAUAGAAGCCAUAAGAAAGAUGGAUGAAAUAAAAAGGCAUCGACCUAUGACUAAAUUUGAUGGGGGAUUUCAUGCCAUGAAAGAGGAAAAACCCAUGAGUCCUGACUUCUUGUUUUGUCAAAGAGAAAAGGGUCUUGAGGGAGAAAAAAUAAUGGGUGCUGCCAUAAAAGCCCAAAGAAAGAUGAUCAAUGCAAAGAGAAGUAAAUUUUAUGGGGAAUGUUCAUCAAAGAUUGAGGAAAAACCCAAUAAUAGAAAGAACAAGAGGUCAAAGUCAGGUGUUCCAAUUGAACUAAACCUGCCUUUUGAAUACAAGAAUUUUAUCAAGACAGUGAAAGGAUUUGAAGAGUUGUUGCUGAUACAAAAGGCACUAUACCCAACUGACAUAGCAAAAAUGGAGAACCGUUUAUCAAUGCCUCUAGGCCAAAUUAGAGCAAAAUUUUUGAGAGAGGAAGAGAAACAAGAUCUUGAUCAACACCGAAUGGAAGUAGAAGUUCCAUUCAUUGAGCCAUCGGGUACAUUCAACAAGGCAUUUUUAAGGCAAUGGGACAUGAAAAAGGCUUCAGGUAGUAAAAGUUCAAUGUAUGUGUUGAAGAAAAAUUGGAAUGAUAUUGUCAUGGCUAAUAAGCUUAAGGAAGACGAUGUUGUACAAGUUUGGUCAUUCCGGCUUGAGAAAGAUGAUCAACUUUGUCUGGCUCUCGUUGUUGUUAGAAGUGCAGAGGCUAAUAUUAGUGAUGACAAGCAAAGCACAUAGCAGCAGCUUCUCAAAGUAUUAGGCAAGCCUAAUAAGUUUAAUUUAGUGUCUCAAAUUCUGGUUUUUCUUUUUAGGUAGUGUAGUUUCUAUGAUCUAUGGGAAGUGAGAUCUUGCAAAGUUUUUAUUUUAUUUUAUUUUUUAAGAUAUAUAGA
This is a messenger RNA of Quercus robur (English oak), 2081 nucleotides long. RefSeq names its product B3 domain-containing protein At1g32030-like. The transcript has a single exon. Gene Ontology annotation, molecular function: DNA binding. Lineage: Eukaryota; Viridiplantae; Streptophyta; Magnoliopsida; Fagales; Fagaceae. Bases 931 to 1929 code for a protein of 332 amino acids. The record is from RefSeq and is a predicted model, not a curated record.